This is a messenger RNA of Neoarthrinium moseri, 1662 nucleotides long. RefSeq lists its product as uncharacterized. The coding region runs from base 1 to 1662 and encodes 553 amino acids. Lineage: Eukaryota; Fungi; Ascomycota; Sordariomycetes; Amphisphaeriales; Apiosporaceae. The transcript has 3 exons. Gene Ontology annotation, molecular function: oxidoreductase activity; copper ion binding. The record is from RefSeq and is a predicted model, not a curated record.
AUGGACAAUGGCAUCAACAGUGAAGGACCGGGUAACCGUCCAUGGGGCAACCUGAACGUUGCGAACGAUAAUCCAUACACCACGACGCCCGAGACUGGCGUUACGCGUACAUAUGAGUGGAAUAUCACGCGGGAAACAAUCGCACCGGAUGGAUAUGAAAAAUCCGUUAUUUUAGUCAACGAGCAAUUUCCAGGCCCUUUGAUAGAGGCCAACUGGGGUGACUGGAUCGAAGUCAAGGUCACCAACCAGAUUGAGGACGUGGGUGAAGGAACGGCCAUCCACUGGCACGGUCUUAUGCAAGAGGGCAGACCAUUCAUGGACGGUGUGCCAGGUGUUUCCCAAUGCCCGAUCGCCCCUGGCAGCAACUUCACCUACAGAUUCCAGGCCGGCCUCUACGGAACAUCAUGGUAUCACUCUCACUACUCUGCCCAAUACUCUGGUGGUCUCUUCGGUCCUAUGGUCAUUCACGGCCCUAAUUCUGUCGAUUACGAUAUUGACGUUGGCCCAAUUCUUGUUGGUGACUGGUGGCACCAUGACUACUUCGAUGUCGUCUCAAAUAUCAUGGCACCCAACUUCGCUGGUCGCUCGUUCUCCGAUAGCAACCUAAUUAACGGCAAGAACAACUUCAACUGCUCGUCGAAACCUGAGAAUGACACUACACCUUGCACCGAUAAUGCUGGCGUGGCCAAAUUCAACUUUCAGUCAGGAAAGACUCACCGUCUUCGAUUCAUAAACUCUGGAUCCCAGGGUAUUGAACGCAUCUCCAUCGACGGACACACCAUGACUGUCAUUGCCAACGACUUCGUACCAAUUCAACCCUACAACACCACAGUAGUCACUCUUGGUGUUGGCCAACGAACGGAUGUCAUCGUAACCGCCGACGCCAGUGCGAGCGACUCGUCGUACUGGCUGCGGGCCAAUCUGACGUCCUGCUCUGGUGCCCUUGCCCCCGACGCCGUUGCCGCCAUUUUCUACGAGGAUGCAGACAUCAACGCAGAGCCAACCUCGACGCCCUGGGAUGUGGCAGACCCAGGUAACUGUGCUAAUGACGCCCUCGAAGAUACUGUUCCGCUCUUUUCCAUCGAGCUUCCUGAACCCACCUGGACCCAGCACAUGGACAUCGGCACCUUCAUCAACAAGACUGGCCACUUCCUCUGGACAUUUGGCGGAGUUGCUGCGCGCGUGGACUAUAACAACCCGACCUUGCUUCAAGCCGCGCAGGGCAACUUCACAUUUGCCGAGGAGAUGAAUGUGAUCAACUUUGGCACAAACUCAUCCAUUCGACUGAUCAUCAACAACCCUACCAAGGCGCCGCACCCCAUCCACGCCCACGGCUUGAACAUGUUCAUUCUCGCCGACGGCCCCGGGAACUACAGCGACAACACGGAUUUUGUGCGCACAUCGAACCCCAUGCGCCGCGACGUGCAGAACGUCCGUCCUGAGGGCCACAUCGUUGUCCAGCUCGAAUCCAACAACACGGGCGUAUGGCCCUUCCACUGCCACAUUGCCUGGCACGCCUCGUCCGGUUUCUUCAGCCAAUUCAUGUUCAACCCCGACGGCAUCGCCGACCUCGACUUUCCCGACUCGAUCCAGGAGACCUGCAACGACUGGGGCUCCUACACGGGCUCCGAGGCGCCAAACCAGAUCGACAGCGGCCUGUAG